GAAAGCUGAAUAAACAUGACAAGGUGUAGAAAGAAGUGGACAUGCGGGUUAUUGAGACAUUACAAAAGCCACCGUCCCUCCUCACCUGCAUCGACAUAUCUUCCGAAACCUUAAGAUUGAGAGCAUCAAGAACAAAGCCGCCCACAGACACGUUCAUCCCUCCAGCAUUAGACUUCACGACCAACUCCUCCAACGACAUCACCACACAGACACACACAAACCACCCAAGAUGGCACCCUCAAGAUACGCCGCCGAGGCCGUGGACCCCAAACCCCUCGCCGAACCCCUCAAAUUCGCCUUCUCAGGCAAAGUCGCAAAGAACCGCUUCCUCAAGGGCGCAAUGACGGAGCGCCUCUCGACCUGGGACCCCAAAACCCCGUCCAAGCGCGGCAUCCCCACCCCCGAACUCAUCAACCUCUACCGCCGCUGGGGCGAGGGCGAUUUCGGCGUCCUGCUCUCCGGCAACGUCAUGAUCGACUACGACCAGCUUGAGGCCGCGGGUAACCCGAUUAUCCCGCUCGAUGCGCCGUUCGAGGGCGAGCGCUUCGAAGGCUUCCGCAAGAUUGCCGAGGGGGCCAAGGCGCAUGGCAGUCUGUUGCAUGCGCAGCUCAGUCACCCGGGAAGACAGGUCGAGCAGAAGAUCAACCCGCACCCCAUCUCGGCGAGCGAUGUGCAGCUCGAGGGGGAUGUCAUGGGUAUGAGGUUUGCGAAGCCGAGGGCGAUGGAGAAGGAGGAUUUUGAAAAGGUGAUUGGUGGGUUUGCGCAUGCGGCGGAGUAUGUCUACAAGGCUGGCUUUGACGGAGUCGAGCUUCAUGGCGCACACGGCUACCUCCUCGCGCAAUUUCUCUCGCCGACAACAAACAAGCGCACCGACCAGUACGGCGGCUCCCUCACCAACCGCGCGCGCAUCAUCCUCGAAAUCGCCGACGCCAUCCGCGCCCGCGUCCCCGACCCGACCUUCAGCAUCGGCAUCAAGGUCAACAGCGUCGAGUUCCAGGACGAGGGCUUCUCCACCGAAGACUGCCGCGACCUCUGCUCCGCGCUCGAGGCCGCCUCCUUUGACUUCGUCGAGUUGUCCGGAGGAACGUACCAGUCCCUCGCGUUCGAGCACAAGCGCGAGUCCACAAAGAAGCGCGAGGCCUUCUUUUUGGAUUUCGCUGAGAAGAUUAUCCCGCAGCUCAGCAAGACCAAGGCGUAUGUCACGGGCGGGUUGAGAACUGUGCCUGCCAUGGUGGAGGCGCUGAAGACGGUGCACGGAAUCGGGCUGGCGAGACCUGCGUGUAACGAGGUUGAUUUGCCGCGCAAGAUUAUCGCUGGCGAGGCGUCGGCUGCGAUCGAGACGUUGUUGGGGGAGCAGGAUUUCGGGCUGACGAAUAUGUUGGCCGGCACGCAGAUGAGGCUCAUCGGACGGGACCAGGAGCCGUUGGAUGUGAGCAAGGAGAUGUAUAAGGAUGUGUUUAUGAAAUCGCUGGGCACGUGGGCGGACGCGAUGGGGAAGAAUGAGGAUGGGAGCAAGUUUGGGUAUAUUGACAUUGAGGGGUUGGAUUUGCACCCCUUUGGCAAGCCGUACGUUGCUUAGAGUCUAGAUAGGUGAUGGGUGCAUACUGCUCGGCGUUGGAUGAUAAGAGUUCUAGAACAGAUCAUUUAGUUAGUAAAAUCAGUCAAAUGAGUCUUGAGUACUAGCUGGUAGGUGAUGAUUUUUGAAAUGUAGUGAUUCCAGACAUUCCUUGAGUAACAUUCAUGUGAGAUGUCAGCAUGGUCCCUCGAUGGUAGUUGGCUGCACACACAGACGGGGUCCCGGGAUACAUCAGACCAUCAACAUCAGACGCGUCGAAUCAUGCGCGGGAGUCCAAGUACCCAAACUCAAUGGACAUGCCACACGUUUCCUUGUUCUGGCGACUUUCUCGUGAUGGAAAGUGACAUCAAAAGUGCUGGAACGUAGGAUGCCUUAGUGAGUGGAAAG
This is a messenger RNA of Colletotrichum acutatum, 1963 nucleotides long. RefSeq names its product NADH:flavin oxidoreductase/NADH oxidase. The record is from RefSeq and is a predicted model, not a curated record. Lineage: Eukaryota; Fungi; Ascomycota; Sordariomycetes; Glomerellales; Glomerellaceae. The transcript has 2 exons. Gene Ontology annotation, molecular function: oxidoreductase activity; FMN binding. The coding region runs from base 230 to 1579 and encodes 449 amino acids.